This is a messenger RNA of Racocetra persica, 272 nucleotides long. The record is from the annotation of a GenBank genome assembly. Lineage: Eukaryota; Fungi; Glomeromycota; Glomeromycetes; Diversisporales; Gigasporaceae.
UCCAAGUGGCAAAACGAAAUAACAAAUUAGGCGAUAAUAAUAGUGAUAAUAAAAGUGCAAUAUUAUUAUCAUUAAUAAGGCCUAAAGCUUCAACUUCACAUUUUAAACCUAUAUCAAAAGAAAGAGGUAACAAAAUUAAUAAAGCUUUACUUAAAGCUUUCAUUUGUGCUGGAAUUGUAUUUGCUAUAAUUGAUAAUCCGUUUAUUUAUGAUCUUCUUAAUAUACUUGAACCUGGAUAUAUUUUAUCUGGAAGACUUAUAUUAGCAAAGUGA